GGCGCUAGCCGUGUAAUAUUGACAUCUAGUCAUACAUCUUGGAUGUGCUCUGAAUACCGCGUGAAUUUACUGACUCCGUAUCCAAGCAGUACGUACUUUAAGAACUAAAGCCCGCUAUUCGUAGUUCUGGAGCGAAUUGAUUAAGUUUUACCAAAUGACUGCGGUGCUACCUUCAACAAUCAUGGAAUUCAAUGCAGACUCAUCGCAACAUGUAGGCGUCAUGAAGCAAGAACAUGUUAUUACACAAAGCUGUUCAUCGCAAGCUUCUGCUUGGGGCAAAGAUUCAACCACCAACAAACGAAGAUUGUCUAACGCGUCAAAUGAAACACCACAGAGAGAAAUCGAAGAAGACCCUUUUCCACUUCAGAAAAAGAUAAAGACGGAACCAAAAGAUGACUAUGAUCUUGCCGAGGAGGAAUGUGCGAGGAAAGCCAGCGACUCUUCCAUACAGACGGAAGCAAGUAUUAUCCCAGAGAGAUGGAAAUAUGAACAGAACAAUUCCGCGUCGCCUGUUUUUGAGAGAAUACCCAGUUUUGCUGCAGAUGAGUGUCACCAUUUCAUGAAUGAUAACUGUAAACAGUGUUUCAUCAAUGAGACGAGGCAGACUGAUAUAGAAGGCAACUCCUUACAUCGUCGUAGACAGAUACGAGAAUUUGAACAGGGUGGAGAGGAGCCAUUGAGUAACAAGAUCCGAGUGUGGAAAGAGAAACGAUUGGAGAAAUCGCAAGUAGUUCGUGGACUUGUACGAAAUGCUGAAGGUUUCUACCAAAGAACCGGGGUGACUGAUGAACAAGAAGGGAUAUGUGAACAACCACUGUACGAGCACCAGUUGCUACGCGACGACUCGCGUGGACAGCACGUCAUGCAACCUAGUAAUGCAGGUGAACAAAUUGAGAUACCAGGUGAACAUCAUGUGACCUCACAAGAGCCACGUGUUAUUACCAGUGAUCAUCACGUGAUCGCAUCACGUGAACAACAUAUGAUCAUAAAUGAGCGGCCUGCAGCACCAAGAAGUAGCCUGGAAUCACAAAGUUCCGAGGAGGAGACUGGAAAGAAUGGCGAACAAAACUUUGGCAUUAUUCGUUAUCUGUUGACACGUAACAAUUCGAGUGGACCAAGUAUAGUCUCCACUGAGGGAAAUGUGGAAAUGCAGGGGGAUACUUCUCCUGUACCACCAGAAAAUAAUCCCAUCACAAUGGCUGCGACGAGCAUGCCAGUUGUCCUCACAAGUCCAGGUGUAGUUCCCCCAUCAGAAUAUGGAAAUAGUAUGGGUACCUACCCUAGGGUGUCUUUAUCCCACUCACAAUCAACUGCAGCAAAGACACCAUCCAAAGUCACCAAGAAACGAUCACGUCAGCAAGCUACUGGAUCGAAUUUUUUAGAGCGACUGGGAAAAGGUCGUCAUGAGAGUCCAACGAUGGCAAGCAAGAGCAAAGAAAACAAGAGUAGCGCGGAUGGCAUGAUAUACCAGGAAGAUUUGGACAGAGGUCAGUUUGGUCAGGGUAGCACAAUCUUGCCUCACAUCGACGUAGCACAUGGAGAUCAAAACACAAUAACCGGAGAACAAUACAUCUCUGAUAUCCAACGUCCGUAUUGCAAUAUCCCUGACGAUCACCAAGUGACCCAUAUUAACGGGGUGAUGUCCCUUCCUGCCACCCGCGAGACGAGAUACGGCAUCACCUUAGGGGAACUUAAACGUAGGACUGGUUUCCCGGAGUAUUUAACCCGGGUAGACCUCAUUGCCUAUGUUCGCCAAUCAAAAAGUGCAGGUCGUGCAUUGCUCGAUAAAUAUAAUAUCUCCACCGCUGGACAGAAGUCCCGACCUACUAUUUUAUCAAAGAUGUGUGAGAACGAGGCACGAGUGUUAGGAGAUGGUAUAUGUCGAAUGAAUAACGAGUAUUUUCCGUGGAAGGCUCUUGCAAAGGUGGCGUCCAAUAAAACCGUUGAAGGAAAAGAUAGCGAUGGCAAGGUUGAACAAAAACUUAAAGCCAUCCAAAAUACAAGAACGAUGCUAAAAGAAAUGUAUGAUCUCAUGGUGGAAAACAAAGACAUAUCCUGCAUGAAGACGUUCGAGGUUGCUUCGCAUACGUUUGGCACAGCGAAUAUUCUCAAUCACCUCACCAUAUUUGAUCGGCUUUUCGCGGAGUACCAGAACAACUUGAUAAGGAAUAGCGGCGAAAAUUUGUAAGUUUUGCAGCUGAAAUAUGAACGAAAGUUGAACAACGCAAACUUUUUUAUAUAAAAUUUGAUUGUAUGAGUAGUUUAGGUUUGUAGGGAAAAUAAUAUAGUUUCGGUCUGGAAAGUAUAUUUUAGCACAAAAAUAGACAUAGUUUUAGUUUAAAACUCUUUAUAGUAAAGAAACUUUACAUUUAACCCACGUGUGCCUGACAUGUAAUGUCGCUAAAAAACUUUGCAAAAGUUGUGAACCAUACAUAUAUAGGCAAUUAUUUUUAUUCUAAGUUAAGAUGAUUGUAGGUAGAUAGAUCUUUUUGUUUUCGAAGUUAAACUUCUGCGCACCAUUUGCUGCCUAAAAUAAGUUUGUUUCAAUGCGGGAUGUCUUUAGUAUGAAAUUUUACGUCGUAUCAACCUCAGGGUUAAAAAAACAGGAGAAUGUUGAAAAUUGAAAUUGCAAGCAUAUAAAACAUCCUUUGUAAUAGUCAUCCAGCAUGACGUAACUGGUACACCAAAAGCAGUGACCUCUAUUUAAACUGGAAGGAUAACUUGGCCGUCAACUUUAGAGCCGAUUUAAAGGUACCAGUGCCAGUCCAUUUCUAUUGUUUUAGUCGGCACGGUUGACAAUCGCGCUGACGAGAACGAUAGGAGGGACUGGUAUUGGUUCCCAAUUCGGUUCAAAUUGGCUUCAAAGAUGAUGGC
This is a messenger RNA of Dendronephthya gigantea, 2874 nucleotides long. RefSeq lists its product as uncharacterized. Lineage: Eukaryota; Metazoa; Cnidaria; Anthozoa; Malacalcyonacea; Nephtheidae. The transcript is spliced from 4 exons. The record is from RefSeq and is a predicted model, not a curated record. The coding region runs from base 155 to 2188 and encodes 677 amino acids.